Messenger RNA from Protopolystoma xenopodis, 648 nucleotides. The record is from the annotation of a GenBank genome assembly. Lineage: Eukaryota; Metazoa; Platyhelminthes; Monogenea; Polystomatidea; Polystomatidae.
CCUCAGCAUGGACUGCCUGAUGUCUUCAUCUCAAUGAUAAUGGACGACAGAAGAAUUGGGUUCGCCGGAAUUCCAGCGCGCGACCUCUACUUUUCUGUCUGCGAGCCGGAAAGAGGAAAGUGGGCCGGUCAACUGGCCACAUUUUUCAUUCGGAUGAAUCAGCCGCCAUCUUCUGGUGGAACCGACCUUCGAAUCUCUUCCCGCAACGCUUUCACUCGUAAGGGAAACAACCUAUUUAAAAAGGAACUCCGUCAAACUGAUGCCAGAGCCUUGGCAUCAACAGCCUCCCAAAAUGCUGUCCAGAGGAGGUGCAACCCUCGGAAGCAUAACCGAACUCACAAAGAUCUUGGUUGUCUGUCCGCCAGGCAAGCGGUGCCGCACAAACGGACCUCUUUCUUGGACCAAAACCAUCGGCCGACAAAACCGACGACGACGUGUAAUGGCGACAGGAGCAUAAACUUGGCGCGUCUACGUUGUGGCAGUUGGCGAAGACUCGGCGAAAAAGACGUAGCGCCAACAUUGCAAUCAGCAGCAUCAUCAGUUUUCGUACGACCAGACCAUUUCUCUAUGACUCAGAACGGGCAUGGCGGAGACGCGUCUAGAGCCAUCCACGUGGCAGUGAUAUUGGGUUGCCAUGGCCGAAUCUAG